ACUUGAUUCUUUAUGAUACAAUCAGUCUUUCGGCUAAUUUUACAUUCCUACGUGACAGCAACAGAAGAGACAUAUUUAUAUCCUAUCAGGACAAAAGUGCACUGAACUGUCCAAAUUACGAUUUUGAUUUUAAAAUUUGCGCCAGAGCAAGGAUCUGCUUGGACAAAAGUUCGAGCCACGCCCAAUGUGCACUCGAACUCGGCAAGCACAACAAAACAUAUACGAUGCAAAGUGGCAAUAAAAAAGGCGAGACGGGCAUAAGCCAACUCUGCUGCCAGAGACAAAGAUGAGCACAUACUUAAUAUUCGCGGGCUUUCAAGACGACUUCCCGCACGCGUGCAGACGAUUCGCGCGUUUUUGCUUGAAGUAUUACUAUGUGUGAGUAUACGCGCGCGCUACUUUUGUUUUUAUUGUAAAUAGCGUUCAAAACUACUAAUAGAUUUUUCUAGAUUUAUCGCGACUGUUAUCUUUUUUGUCCGAGUAAUCGUCCUUGAUGCAUUUCUCUCCUUUUACUCACACAAAGAAAGCUCAUUUGUGAUAAUGCACUUGUUCGAAAUAUUUAAAAGUUACUUGUAGGUAUGGAGUAUAGAUGGCGUAGAUGCUUGCAGAUGCUAGUUAUCUUUCUCUGUGCCUGUCAGUGCACGUUUGACCGGCCGUCUCUUGAUAAAGUUCAUUUUUGUCAGUGCAACAGGAAAACAAAAAUGGGUUAUCCAUCAAGUGGAAUUAUGAGACCUAAUAGAUCUCAGAUCGAUGAUGUUACCCUACAAUCAGUAAUAGCCAGAACAGAUUCUACACCAUCGCCAACUAUUCCUUACGUUUUACCUGGCGUCCCUGGUCCAUCAAAUCAUCAAACCAGAAUACCUGAUUAUAGCCAUCGUGGAUUAAAACGUUCAAUAAAUGUGGAUGCGCAACUUCAUUUAGAAUCCCAAGUUGUAACCCAAAUACCUAAAAACAACGAAAAUAUCAAAAGACUGAAAUGCCCAGUAGCUAUAGUGGUGAAUCAAAAUUCCGAGGUAGCAAUAAUGGCUUCAAAAACUCAUUCAAGUGUAUCAAACCAACAAGAACAAAACAACAAUGUACCUUUAAAAAAAAGACGAGUUGAAAAAGCCAUUUAUGACGGUGAACAAAUACUAACUCAAUCUAAAAAAAGUGGCGAAGUUCGAAUUCGUAAUGAAAUAGCACCAAAUAAAAUACUUGCAUCAAAAACAAUUUUUGACACCUUCGAAAACUUAAAAGUGUUUUUACAAGCCAUGACUUUGAAAAGUAAAGAGAAAGAAUUAAGGAAAUGUAAAAAGAGGUAUAAUGAAAAUGAAUAUACAACGGAUCUAGACGAACAAAUUAAGGAUCUUGAAAAACACAUAAAGGCCUGCAAAAAAAUUAGGAAGAAUAUUGUCGAAAAAUUGUCAUCCCCAACAAUGGGUAAAUUAAAGUGCAACACAUGCAGUGUUAAAUACAACAAUGACUCUACCUUCAUUACGCAUGUAUUGAAUUGUCACCGUGAAAAGAUAGUGGAAAAUUGUAAGAGGGCUGAAGAUGAGGAACGCCCAAGAAAUUCGGCUAGGAUUUAUGCAAGAACCUCAGAAACAAUCGAAUUUGCCGAAUCCGAAGACGAUGCAGCCUCGACAUUAAGCUCUGUUUUUCACAGUCCCAGUAGUCAAAUUAGUUUAACUACUCCACAAGAUCGUUCCAGAAACGAGCACGUGUACGCGCCAUUAUUAAGCGAUGAGCCGCGACCAAGUACUAGUAACCCAACUGAUACCAAUUUUUUGGAAAUCGAACCAAUAGAUAGAGUCAACACUCGUGCCAGUAAUAAAACCGCAGGUCCUGCGCCAUCUAUUUCAAAUGAAGAUAUCGAGACCGAAGUUGAAGAUAUGUACAUGGUUCUUCGAAAACCUAUAAAUCUAUUUGGUAGCGAAUCGUUUGAUUUGUUUGAGAAAGAAAGUAAAAAAAUUAAAUCAUGGCUUAAGAAGUCAAAUAAAUCGCCAGAAACUGUUGACCAAAGAAAUUCGAAAAAAAAUAAGAAAAAUAAAAAGUCUCACUCUCAUAAUAAUACAAUAGAUGACGAUGCACCCAUGAAGCGCUAUUAUAUGGCAGUGAUUUAUUCAGAAGAUGAAUUAAAUCAAAUAAAACAUUGCUAUAAUCUAAAUCCGAACUCAGCCUCUUUAUGCCAGAAUUGUCUUCUAAACCUAGUAAAAUAUCAGGCAAACGCUUAUGCUCAAAGCAAUAAAGCUUUCAAAGAGCAAGAGAAAAUUGUAAAUAACAAAGCAUUGAAUCCAAAGCAUAAAAAAGAAUUGUUAAAAGAAUUAUAUAAAAAGGACGACUACAGGCUUAUCAGAAAGCGUUUGGAGACUUUACGAAAACAUAGACAAACGUUCGACUUGAUAACAGAUUUAAUAAGAUUCAGUGUUAAAUAUUUCAAGAUGUUUGAAACAUCUUUUAACGAUAAAAUGUUCCAAGAAAGCGUUAAAUUAAUCGUACGCCAAAAUAAAAAGUUUAAAUUUGGCUUAUUUUGCGGUAAGCUAAUGGAUGACAUAGCGAAUGAGUUUCUUGUACAUGUUACGGUGACUUGCAUGAAUUUUGCAUACAACGAUAAAAGAAUAACGUUAACAGAAGAACACCUACGUAAAUAUCAAUUGCUUUUUGAAACUACAAACAAAGACGCAACCUAUUUUGAGCCAUUUCCAUCAGUUCUGAGAAAACGCAUUAAAACAAAAUAUAGCAACUAUUUACCGACUAGCAAAAAUUUAGAAAUAAUAAUCAUAGACUGUCUACUGAGAUACAGCUUUUGCGAUAUAAAUUCGCUUCAUGAAAACUUAGACAAGUUAAUUUUUGAACAUCUGAAAUCACCGCAGCCUAUAUUUAAAUUUUUGAUGUACAUGAAAUUUUCAAGGCCUUACUUGACAUCAUUAAACGGGUUAUUAUUAAGAUUUCUAUCGAAGGUUGCAAUCCAGGUAUUGCAAUUGAAGAAAGAUUCAAAUUCCGGCUACGAAGUAAGUUAUAAUGAAUUGAUCGAAGCAUGCGAGAUAGUAGGAGUUUUUAGUUCAAGCUACACUAAUUAUCUAAAGCGUUCGUAUGGGCAAUAUUAUGCAGAAUUGCGUCGCCGAUUGGCUAAUACUAUUACGGAUUUAACAAGGGAUUACUCUUAUAAUAAAUUGCAAUAAAGGUAACAAACAUUAA
This is a messenger RNA of Nasonia vitripennis (jewel wasp), 3177 nucleotides long. RefSeq lists its product as uncharacterized. The record is from RefSeq and is a predicted model, not a curated record. NCBI's taxonomy places the organism in Eukaryota, Metazoa, Arthropoda, Insecta, Hymenoptera, Pteromalidae. Bases 579 to 3161 code for a protein of 860 amino acids. The transcript has 6 exons.